AUGGAGCGCGCGGCGGUGCUGCGCGUGAAGCGGAAGCGCGGCGGGUCGGAGCCGGCCGAGGCCUUGGUGAUCGCCUGCAAGCGGCAGCGCACCGAGCCGGGCCCCGCGGCCCCCCGCGACCCGGUGGAGAAGAGUCUCUUCAAGCUGGUGACCACCGUGUCCUCGCAGAAUGAGCCUGUUCAGAAGUAUGUACAAGAAGCUAUUACUCGAGAUAAAGCAGCAGAGAUUCUGCGACCCUCUUUAGGAAGCACUCAAAGAAUCAUUCAAGACCUUCGCUCCUCCAAGCAGGUGAAGAGGCAGGAAAACCGGUACCGCAUCAUAACCAGCCACCGGCCAAACUGUGCUGAAAGAGAAACAAUUGCGUUUGACGCAAAUGGCGAGGAGACAAAUGAGGGUGCCAAACUGGACCCUGAAGCAAACAAAGACACUUCACACCAAGAAAGCACUGCAAUUUAUGGAAGUUCAAGUUAUUUGGGGGAAUUCCAGUUGUUUGAUGUAGUACAAGAGGAGGAAGUAGAAAGAGAUCCCAAUAUCGCUGCAGCUCACACACAGAAAACUGAUGAUCCAGAGGCGAUUCUUUGCAAUGCAGUAGAAAUGAUCCGUGAGCGUUUAACUGUGUCUGAGAAUGAUAAAGGAUUAGAACACCAUGGGAAGGAAGAGGAUUAUGUUUAUGAUAUUUACUACAUGGAAACAGCAACUCCUGGCUGGAUCCAGAACAUCCUCUCUGUGCAGCCUUACACAGAGGAAUAUGAACUGGUAGAUGAUGAUCAUAUUUCUGAAGAAAUAUAUGAUGAUGAAGAUGAUGAAAACAAUGAGAAUAACUGGCGUAAUGACUAUCCUGAUGAAGAGGAGUUCCUUCCUGAGGAAGAUGAAGACAGAGAAGGAAAAGAUGGAGAAUCUGAUGGGAGCUUCAGUGAUGAAGAUGGCAGGGGUAUCAGGAGCAGAACAUGGGUCAAAUACCACUCUGAUAUUCUGCAGGAGUUUGAAUAGGAGGUGGUCCAGGAUUUAGAUUCUGAUUAACACUAAAUCUGAAUACUAGCAUACUGCCUGCAUAUUAUUCUUGACAUCCCUGAAAAAGUCCAGAAAAUUACUGCUGCUUUUGAUAGCUCUUUAUGGAAAUGUUAAAGUGAGACUCCAAAGAAUGGAAAAGCAUUUCCUCCUGGUAAAACAAAUAGCUUCCCACUGUUGUACAAAAUAUCACAUUUUAAAAGGAAGCUGUCUUUAUCCAUCUGUUUGAUCUGUAGAAUUGAUACUGUAUUUGAUUAUAUACGUUUCCUAACCUGAGCCACUGGGAAAGUAGAAGUCUGCAAAACUGAACUUUCUGGCAUGAAAUUUGCUUAAAAAAUAAUUUUGUACUUAAAAUCCAGGAAGCAUCUGCAAUUUCAAGUUUGUAGUAUUUAACUCCAUGAGUGAGUGUUAAGUAAAGCAAGUCAUUCAUAAUGUGACUUUUUAUCCAGUAGCAAAUUUGUUUGAGUGAAAGCUUAACUUUCUAAGUUGAGUAUUACAAUUAUGGCAAGUAGAGGGGGAAUCUCGGCUUUAAGAAAGAGCUGCAUUACUAUAAGAGCUGCUUUCUCUGUAUACAUGAAAAUGGUCAAUCUCUAGACAUGUCCUAGGGCUUUUUGGCUAGACAACUUUUCCUUUGUAUCACUGAAACAGAGUAAUGUAAAGCAUUUAUAUACUUGAAUUUGUAAAUAAAAGAUUUUUUUUUACAAUUUUGCUGUAACUAGCCAUUUCUUCAAAAACUUGGCUUCUGCUCCUUAACUGAGCUAAAAGAUUCAAAAUGCUGAAAUGUAAGCCUUCUGCAGUGAGUAGCUCUAUUGGGGAUAUCAACUUCUAUACAGAGCGACAGUCUUUGUAUAAAUCAAUCUCUGACUGUAAGCCUCAGCUGAUUAGUAUACACCUGCUUUCAUCUGAACUCGGAAUGGCAGAUCUGAGCAGUACAGUGUUUAUUUUGUAAAGAAAAGUGGGUUGGGAAACCCAUCUCUUGAAUAUAUAAAGGUGUUAUAGAACAUUAGCAGUAUAAUACAAUACUAUCACGAGGGACUCGGUUUAAUUAGUUUAAGUUACUUUAGUUUGCCAUCAUCACAGCUGUGGUUCUAUUUUUGUUUUUUUAACAUUAUACUUACUUUCCUAAGCUAUUGGACAGACUAUUUUGGGGUAACUGUUCUGGUAGCUGGUGCCUAUAUUGCAGUAGCCCUUUCCCUUCCUGCCUGGUUUAAGGGAAUUUAUAUAAAACUCAAUGUCUCAGGGUUGUUAUGGCCUUCUCAUAUCAGCCAUUCCCAUUGCUGCAGCCUCCACCUUCUAGAUUUUAAUGGUAAAGUGCUAAUAGGGCAGAAUUAAUUGUCAGUGCACCCAAAAAUGGUACUUGAAAUCAAGGAAGCAGCAAAUACAGUUUUGUGGCUAUUUCCCUUACACUCACUACUGUCCUAUUAGUUACUAAUGCAUCGACAGCACAGCAACUUUUAGAGACAAAGUGAGUGAUCUUUUAUGGGACCAACUGUUGGUGAGACAACCUUUUGAGCUUACACAGCUCUUCAGAUGUGUGUAAACACAACCUUCUCUCAAACAGAAGUUGGUCCCGUAAAAGAUAUCUCACCCACCUUGUCUCUAAUAUCCUGGAACUGACAUGGAUACAACACUGCAUACAAACCUACUUCUGUCAAUAUCAAACUAAAAUUCAGGUUUUUGUGGUGUACAACUCUCUAAGAUUGGCCACAAACAUCAACUUGCAUUCUCUGCUAGAGCUCUAGUGAAGUUACACUAAAGCAAUGUCAGGGACUGAAUUGGAGACAAAAAGUAGAGUUCAAUAAAUCACUCUGAGAAAUUGCGACUUGUGUGAGAUUAAUGUCUUUAAUCUAAGAAUGUUGAAUUAUUUAUUGAAGACAUUAAUCUCACUCACACAAGUCGCAAUUUCUUUGAGUGAUUUAUUGAACUCUAUUCUUUGUCCCCUGAUUCAGUCCCUGGCAUUCUACAGUCAAGAGUAGCAACAGCAUGCAUGUCAGUGGUCUAGCAAUGUUUACUAAGCCAAAUAUAUUGCAAGUGCCAGCUAUGAUUUUUUGGGAGAGCUGACUUGGGGAUUAGCACUAGUGUCACUUUCUAGGCUGUGAAAGUUUGAGAAAUCAUCGUCUAACCUCAGUUUGGAAUUUGGAGGUCAGCAUGGCUUUUGGCCAUUAUCUAAAACUAGGGAAAGGACUUAUUGCCAUUGUAUAUAAGACUUCUGAAAAUGCAACUGUAGUCUAGGAUUAAAUACUAAAGUCUCAACUCAUCUUACAAGUCUGCCUCAAAACUCAUUUUCCUUUCCUAUCUUUGAACACUGCCUGCUGCUAAUUCACUCCUCUUUCCCCCCCCCACUGCCAUCAUCGUUCCUCUGUCGGCAUUUCCAUAGCAUUACGACUUCCCCACCCCUGCAUUUAAGUACAGGAGAGCCUAUGCAGUGGCUAAUAGGACACUGAUUAAUUUAAAUUUAAAAAAUCACUUAAUGAAAAUCAUUGCAUUUAUUAGAAUUUCUAGCUUAUAGCACUGACUGAGGAGCACUUAAUUCCCAUCACUGGAAAGGACUUCAGCAUGGUGGAAUUUGAGACUUUUUUUCAUGUAAAGUUCAAGCCUAUCCUAAGCCCUCAAACUAUGCACAAUGUUCUUAAUAAAACAGUGUGUUAGAGACCUUGAA
Molecule: messenger RNA, 3667 nt
Organism: Gopherus evgoodei (Goodes thornscrub tortoise)
Lineage: Eukaryota; Metazoa; Chordata; Testudines; Testudinidae
Gene: SLC7A6OS
Product: solute carrier family 7 member 6 opposite strand
Exons: 5
Coding region: 1-990 (329 amino acids)
Biological process (GO): developmental process
Source: RefSeq, a predicted model, not a curated record